AGCAUGUCUCUUGUUGCUUAUGCCGCCAGCAGCGAUGAAGAGUCCGAGAAUGAAGACGAUAACACUGGGCCACAAGUGGAACUGAUAAGACCGCAGUCUACGACGAAUACAACAGGAACAGCCGCGCUGCCCGUGAAAGAAAAGCUAUUUAAUGGUCAUAUUAGUGACGAGGAUGAUGACUUUGUACCACAAGAGGCGUCCUUGCAGCAGCUAAAAAUCACCAGUGGUCGACUGUCGCUAGCCCUACCCAAGCCAAAAGUGGCUUUUGAGGAGAUUCAAGAGGAAGAUGUACACGAACAGGUGACACUCCCGUUUGCCAAGCUGCCCAUGCCACGCGCAGCAGCGGUAGGCAAAGUCUUUAUAGAGGAAAAGGACGAUGAAUUCCUGCACAAAAAGCCCGUGCCAAUCGAGGGCGAUGCGUUGGAAAAGCCUCCGCCUCCACCAGUCAAAGAGCGUGUUAAGAUUAGCAUACCAUCGCUGAGGGACUUUUCGGAUGUGGACAAGGAAAAGGCAGAGAAAUUAAAGAACAAAGACACCAAGCCCAACAUGCCCAAAGGAUGUGGACUGUUAAGUCUAUUGCCACAAGCCAAGUCUGAGCGUAAUUUCGCAAAAUCCUCAUCAGCAGAGGCUGCAAAACCUACCACGAACACCGCAACUACUCCAAAGUCAACGAGCACAAUGCCACAGCCUCGUGCUACUGCUCCAGCCUUUGUGCCGGAUACAGUGAAGCACCGCCGCGCUGCCCACAAUACAGAAGGAGUUGAUGGCGUGAAAUCAUCUGCUAAGAAGCCUUUACCCAAUACCCAAGGGGCUAGUGUCGCCCAAAACCAGCAAAAGAAGCCUUCAGCCGCUCUGGUGAAUGUAAGCGAUAGUGAUGAGGAUGAUGACGAAGGUUCUGGGGACUUUUUCUCGCUAAACACAGAACAGAAACUUCCGGAGGUGAGCAGCAACGAAAUCAGCGCCUUGGUAGCCAAGCGGGCUGCCAAAAUGGUGGAGGCAAGCGGCAAAUACCUGGACGAGAUGGCCGCUCGUGAUGCGGCCGAGGCAGCAGAAGCAGAGGCUGCUCGACUCCAAGACGAACAGAUGCUGCACGCACAAAAGCGCUAUCAUGAACAACAGCUUGAUCCGGAAGCCAUGGAUGCGUUGGUGGGAAAGAAUGCCAAGCGCCGUCGAAAGGAGACUAAGGACAUACAAGUGAUUGAUAUAUCUGGGUCGCAGGUGCUGCCCGACCGCGAGGAAUGGAUGCGCACCGCCUUGGCUUCUUCCACCACUUUUCAGCCUACGGGCGUGCUAACGGACGAAGAGCCUGUGGCCGGCACCAGACGCAAGCAUCAAAUCACUUACCUGGCGCACAAGGCCAAGGCCAACGAAGCCGAGCUCCAGGCAAUGUGGUCAGCCAACCGGCAAACUCGACGGGCCACACAAAGCAAAUAUGGUUUCUGAAUUUCCAUUUUAUUUACGAGCUAACUUAAAAAAUACAUUUAAUGGUACACUAA
Messenger RNA from Drosophila persimilis, 1496 nucleotides. RefSeq names its product proline-rich protein PRCC. Lineage: Eukaryota; Metazoa; Arthropoda; Insecta; Diptera; Drosophilidae. Gene Ontology annotation, cellular component: nucleus. The transcript has a single exon. The record is from RefSeq and is a predicted model, not a curated record. Bases 4 to 1443 code for a protein of 479 amino acids.